AUUUUUAAUAUUCUCUCUAAACAGAUUUUAAUAAUAAAAUUCAAGAUGUACCUGUCGUUACAGACAUAAAUUUAGGCACAUUUACUUUUACCUUCCACUAAUAACUACAACUAUUGUAAGUGUAGGAAUUUUCAAGGAACAAGGAAACAUUUAAGUGUACAUUAAUUUAUUUAUGCAAUGAACAUAUAUUUAUAUAGCGACAAUUCAAUUAGUUAUAUAGAUACACCAAAUAUAUUUUGUAAAUGAGUUGUCUUAAAAAUAUUAAAUACUAAUAAAAAAAAAUAUAUUCUAUAAGUGAAUAUUGAAAUUGCAGACAAAUUAACUUCAAUUUUUCGUAAAAAAAAAUGAAGGAAAAAUACAAGUUUUAUACAUAUUAGGUUUCUAAAUAAGACCUAAUUUGAAUAAGCAGUAUUUGCAAUCUAACAAAAUUUCCAUCGAUUACCACAUUCAUUGCACAUGACAAAUGUUGUCAUUGGUUCAUCAGCACUUCUAGUUUGGAUUUGGUUAUAGGUGCAAUUUCGUUUCUUACAUUUACCACACUUCAAUAAGUCUGUUUUAGUUCCCUGUACAGUUGCCAAUUGAGCAUCAUCUAUAGAUUCUUUUAUGAGUCUAUUUCUUAAAGUCCUCAUCUCAUCACUAGCCAUCUCUUCGGCAGUCAUUUUAGCUAGUUGGGCAGGAGUAAUAGCUCCAGCAAUAAAGUUACUUCUGAGUUGUGGAUUUUUAGCAUCUUUUAAAUUGGAAUAUCUACUUCUUAUUCUAUUCUUAUAACGAGCAUCAGUGUUUUUAAAUUCCGAAUAAAUGGCAUCUUCAAGUUCAUCAGCAAGUUCUUCGAUUGAUGCGCAACCACCAAGUUCAUCUUCAGUUUUCAAAGCAGUGAUAAGUAAAUCACGACAUUUAAGACGAACUGCAUCUGUUGUUGAUGGCGUAGGGAACACCACUGGUUUAGGCGUAUCUUUUUUAGUCUCUAUUUUUUGUUCUUUUUCCUCAGAUUUUUUUCGCUCUUUUUUUUCUUUUUUUGGUUCUUGAGGUACAGAUUUGUCACCGUUCAAUAAUUUUUUCCAAUUUUUAAUCAACGCUUUCGAAAACGUAAUUACUUCUUCAUCUUUGCAGCUUUUUCGAAAUGAGUUGACAGUCAUACCCACUCGAGUUUUUGUAAGUAUGUCCAAGGUGAUCGGCAAAUCCUUAAGAGCUUUCAACAAUUCUAGAGCUUGACUUUGGUCAGCAUUUUCGUCAGACAUGUUCUGAAGUUUGUGUUGUAUUUUAAUUAUGUCUUUUUCCACCGACAUGGUAGCAAUUGUAACAAUUGUUAGUUUUAUUAAAAAUUAAUGGUAGUUUUACCAAAAUCAAAUUCUCGAUGAAUAUAAGUAAUUUGAUAUCUACAGAAUGGAUUUAAUAACGUGCUGGUUUAAAAAAAAAACUAUAAUAUAAUUAGCACACGUUAUGAAUUUCUGUGAAAAUAAACAAACACGAAAAACGCGGCCGUACACCCUCCAAAACAAUAAUUGAAGUAAAGAACAACCGAACAAGCUAAAAAAUAAAAAUUGUUGUUGUUUAAUGAUAAAAAUGGUUACAGUCAGGUUUUUUUAGGACAGUAACUCAAAUUCACAUUUUUGUCUGAGGCUGCACUGUAUUAAGUUAACCGGCCAAUAUAAUUUCCAAACAUCUUAUUGAUAACCUGAUUUGUGUUGAUCAAACACUAAAUUCUUUUAUCUAAGAUUAAAUUAUUGAAGAAAAUUAUUAGUUAUAUCUUAUUUUUUAUAGUUUACCUAGAUGUUCUGUAAUAUCCUUAUAAAUCUGUUAUAGGAACAAUUAUAUUACACAAAAUUUAACAUUUUUGUAGUAUUGUGUUGGUUUUUCUACAAUAUUAUACAUAUUGGUUAUUUAAAUAUUUUAAAAUUAAUGUUGUCCAAAAAAUUUUCUCGGGUUUUUUAUACGGUUUUGCGUUCUCAUCAUUCAAAUGUAAGUAGUCUUGGGAAAAUCUAAACUUAAUUAUUAAAUUGUAUUGCAUAUGUUGAAUUUGGGUUUGACAGUUUUCAUAACUAAAAAAUAUUUAAAAAUAAUUCACAGGUUAAAUGGAAGGAUAGAGUGUUUUCUGGUAUUCAGCCAACUGGAACAUUGCAUUUGGGAAAUUAUUUUGGUGCUGUGUCCAAAUGGGUUCAACUACAAAAUGAAGAUCAAGAAGUCAUCUACAGUAUUGUUGAUUUACAUUCAAUUACUUUGCCUUAUGUUAGUUAAUUUUUAUAUUGUAAACUACAUAGCUGAUCUGAAUCAUUUAUUUUUAGGAUCCUAAAAAAUUGGAAAAAAAUGUCUUACUCAUGACAGCAAGUCUAAUAGCCUGCGGAAUAAAUCCUAAUAAAAGUACACUAUUCCUUCAAUCUCAAGUAAUUUAGACAACACUUUUAUAUUUUUAUUUGGUUUAGAUAGUUUAAAAUAUAAUUUAAUAUUAGUAUAAUUAGUAUAAUCAGUAAUGAAGUCAUUCAUUUUACCAGUGAUUAUAAAAAUAAAUAUAAAUAAAUAUGGUAAUUAAUACUGUUUUUUGGGUAGAUUGGGUACUGCUUAAAAGUUUAUCGAUAUAUUUAGGUACCUGAACAUACUCAACUAUGUUGGGUUUUAGGAUGCUUAACUACAAUGCCUAGAUUGGGUCAGUUACCUCAAUUCAAAGAAAAAUCAUCAUCUUUAAAAGAUGUUCCGCUUGGUUUGUACUUGUAUCCAAUUUUACAAGCCGCAGACAUACUUUUAUAUAAGUAAUAAAAUAUACAUUUGUAUCUUAUGUUAUUGCAAUUUUUUUUCAUUUUUGUUUUAAUAGAGGAACUAAAGUUCCAGUUGGUGAAGAUCAAAUUCAACACUUACAAUUAGCCCAUAGCUUAGCACGUACAUUUAAUAAACGUUACGGUGACACGUUUCCCAUACCUACAGUUCUUCUACAAAGUAUAUAUUGAACAAUUUAUAAUGUGCAUAUGGUAUAAAUAUAAUACAGUAUAUUUAAUAAUUAUUAUUUUUGUAUUUAUAGAGGAUUGUUCUUCAAGGAUAAAAAAUCUUCGUGAUCCUAUGAAAAAAAUGUCUAAAUCUCAUCCAGACCCACGUGGAAGAAUAGAUAUAACUGACGAACCAGAUGUCAUUGCAGAAAAAGUUAAAAAAUCAGUAACAGAUUGUACUUCUAAAAUAACAUUCGAUCCUGACAAUCGGCCAGGAGUUGCAACACUUUUAACUAUGCAUUCUCUUGUUUCUGGGAUAUUGCCUGAAGAAAUUUGUGAAGAAUAUGCAUUCUUGGAUACUGGAGGGUAUUAAGUUUUAAUUUUUAGUGACAGUAGUUUUUGUCAAAUUUUUCCCAAGUUCUAUUGCAAUGUAUAAAAUCUUUUCUAUAUAUUUACACACAUAGAACUCCAACUAUCUGGACUAAUUAGUGUCAAGGAUGGUCCAGGUAUACAAAUAUCCAUAUAAUUGAAAAAUAUUGCAUUAAAAGUUAUAACUUAUAGGUAUAGUACAUGUACUAGAUCAGUGUUUCCCAAGGGGGGGGGGAAUUUCCUGGGUAGGAAUUUAGUUACUGCAUGGGGGGUAAUGGAGCGAUAGUGAAAUUGUAAGAAUAAAAUAUAAAAUGUGCAAAUUUACCAUACCUAGUUUUAAAAUAAUUUAUCUCUUAUUUGUUUUUAGUAGAGGGAGGCAUAAGACUUGAAAAUCUAUAAGGGGGCGUAGAAUAAAAAUUGGUAAAGACUGGAUUAGAUGAUUCACCUGGCUUUGCCCAAGUUAUCUAAUAAUUUUUCUAGGAAUUAAUUGAUAAAAUAUUUUGAACUUUAAAUUUAUAAAAAGAUUUUAAUGUAAAAUACGAAAAUUUUGAGUUAAGGUAGAAACAAAAAUUCAAGAUAAAUACUAAUAAUAAUUUUUUAUUUAAAUAUAUAAACCUUCUGCAGUUCUGCUGCUUAUGUAUUUUUUUUAUUAUUGUAACAUAGACUUUUACUUUUAAGUAUAGUAUGAAAUGCCUUAUUCAUUUUUUCUUUUAUAUAGUAUGAUAUAAAUACUUUUUUAAUUUACUUUUACUAUCAAGAAUGUUUAAUAUUUAGGUAUAAACAUAUAGUUGCGCAACAAUUGAUUGAGAAAUUUACUCCGAUUCGUCAAGAGAUUAUAAAACUAAUGGAUUCGCCAGAAUACUUAAGUCAAGUGCUUCAAGAAGGGCAACUAAGAGCAAAUGAAAUUGCCUCUAAGACGUGGCAGGAAGUAACUUCAAAACUUGGCACAUUACCGAGCAAUAUAGUUGAAAAUCAAUUGUUAAAAUAUAAAAGCUAGUUAUAAUUUAAUAUCUACUAUAGAAUUGUUAUUAUUAUUAUUAUUUUUAAAAAUUAAAGGAUUUAAACAAUUCUUAUUUUCAAUGUUUUUGUUCCUUAACAGAUUUAAGAGCUUUCCAAUCUUCCAAUUGUUUUCGAGCAGCUUCAAUAUCGCUAUCAGUUAUUGUUGGCGGCACUCCACAUUCAAUUUCCUCUUUUCUAGCCCACUCCAAGGUCUCCAGCUUCUUUUCGAAAAAACUUUCUUUUUCACUAUCUAAUUGAUUUUGUAAUUUGGCUAAUUUUGCUGCUUUGACUUCAUUACACCAUUGAGAUGUUAGACGGCGUAAAGACCUUUUUCUUUCAACUCUUUCAUAAACGCUAUAAAUUUGAUUAAAAGUAUAUAUCAUGCAUAAUAUUAUUUUUUACUAUUAAUUAAUAUAAUUUACUCACGGGUGAGGAUGAUACUUUAAAUCUAAAGUGUCCAAUAACCAUUCAAACUUUUUGUAGUCCCAAGUACGUAGGUGUUUAAGUCUUUUUUUACGUUUGUCUAUUAUUUCUUUUAAAGCUACUCUAGAAUUCCUAUCUCUAGGAGCAAUUUUAUAAUGUUCUUGAAGAUUUCGAAUAUUGGCUGUCAUACUAGCAA
This is a messenger RNA of Cinara cedri, 4902 nucleotides long. The record is from the annotation of a GenBank genome assembly. NCBI's taxonomy places the organism in Eukaryota, Metazoa, Arthropoda, Insecta, Hemiptera, Aphididae.